AGUCGAUUUCUCUUUGCCUCGCCGGGCGCCCGUUCAACUCACCCAGCAGCUGCCCCGGAAUCCCAGCCACAGCCAGAAGCGAUGAAAUUUCCAAUCGAGACUCCAAGGAAACAGGUGAACUGGGAUCCUCAAGUGGCUGUUCCCUCAGCCAUGCCAGCUUGUGAGCCCAAGACUAAUGGGCACAAUCCAGCUCCACGUCUCUCUGUUUCUUCCCGGACCACUGUGGUCGCCACCAUGGAAACCACCUCCCAGGGCUUGCAGACAGUCAUGAAGUGGAAAACAGUGGUAGCCAUCUUCGUUGUGGUUGUAGCUUAUCUGGUAACUGGAGGCCUUGUCUUCCGUGCACUGGAGCAGCCUUUUGAAAGCAGCCAGAAAAAUACAAUAGCCUCAGAGAAGGCGGAUUUCCUUCGGGAACAUGUUUGUGUGACCCCAAUGGAGUUGGAGACUCUGAUUCAGCAUGCCAUUGAUGCAGAUAAUGCAGGAGUCAGUCCCAUAGGAAACUCGUCUAACAACAGCAGUCACUGGGACCUUGGAAGUGCCUUUUUCUUUGCUGGAACAGUCAUCACAACCAUAGGGUAUGGGAACAUUGCCCCAAGCACUGAAGGAGGCAAAAUUUUCUGCAUUUUGUAUGCCAUAUUUGGGAUUCCACUGUUCGGCUUCCUGCUGGCUGGAAUUGGAGACCAACUUGGAACCAUCUUUGGGAAAAGUAUCACAAGAGUGGAGAAAGUUUUCCGAAAAAAACAAGUGAGUCAGACAAAAAUCCGGGUGAUCUCCACUAUCCUCUUCAUCCUGGCAGGGUGCAUCGUCUUUGUGACCAUCCCUGCAGUCAUUUUCAAGCAGAUUGAAGGAUGGACAACCUUGGAGUCUAUUUACUUUGUGGUCAUCACUCUAACUACAGUUGGCUUUGGCGAUUUUGUAGCAGGGGGAAAUACUGAUAUCCAUUAUCGGGAGUGGUAUAAGCCCUUGGUCUGGUUUUGGAUCCUUGUUGGCCUUGCCUACUUUGCUGCUGUCCUGAGUAUGAUUGGAGACUGGCUAAGAGUUCUAUCCAAGAAGACAAAAGAAGAGGUUGGUGAAAUAAAAGCCCAUGCGGCUGAAUGGAAGGCCAAUGUGACUGCUGAGUUCAGGGAAACCCGGAGGCGGCUCAGUGUGGAGAUCCAUGACAAGCUUCAGAGGGCAGCCACCAUUCGGAGCAUGGAGCGUAGGCGCCUAGGGUUGGACCAGAGAGCCCACUCACUGGAUAUGCUCUCUCCAGAGAAGCGCUCUGUCUUUGCUGCCUUGGAGACAGGACGCUUCAAGGCCUCAUCUCAGGAAAGCAUCAACAACAGACCUAACAACCUGCGCCUUAAAGGGACAGAACAGCUCAACAAGCACGGGCAGGGGUCAUCUGAGGACAACAUCGUCAACAAGUUUGGCUCCUCGUCCAAGCUGACCAAAAGGAAAAACAAAGACCUGAAAAAAAGUAUCCCUGAGGAUGUGCGGAAAAUUUAUGAGACCUUCCGACACUACUCCUUGGAUGAAGAGAAAAAAGAAGAGGAGAAUGAGAAGAUGUGUAACUCAGAGAACUCUUCUAGCACUGCUAUUCUGACCAGCUGUAUUCAGCAGCACUUGGACCUGGAAAAUGGAACUAUCCCCACCGAAACCAAAGAAAGGGAACAAGAAAACAAAACAUUACUUGAAGACAGAAAUUAAAUGUAAAAGACACUUAACUUUAAUUAACUAAUGUUAGUGUUUUUAUAUACAUACAUAUAUAUAUAUAUAUAUACAUAUAUAUAUUGAGACACGUGCCUUAUACAGACUCCUUAUUCAGUCUGAAUUACAUAGCAUCGAAGAAUAUUUCACUGUGCCAUAAUGACUGAAGAUUGCUCUGCCAAAAUGAAUCAGAAACACAGCACUGGAGAGUGGCAUCAGAAAGCAACACAUGGGGAACUUCAGCCUGUGUAAAAUUACAAUGGCAAAAUGCAAAGGGAGAAACUUACCAUGGCAAUACAGCUGGAAUGCUACUGCCAUGUCAUACUGUUUGCAAAGGACAGCUAUGUUAGAGAACCUGUGGGAGGGUGAAAAAAAAAAGAAGCAAGACUGGUGAAUCUUCUAAAUUGAUCAUGGCUUCCCUGAGCCUCCCUCUGGUGAUUGAAAAGAGGAGAAAUGAUUGGGAUCAACUAACAACUUUCAAUAAGGAUGAGUUUACAUUUUGGCACGUGAUCCAAGCUAGUUUCAGUUUUAAAAUCAGAUGUAUUAUCUUUCUAAAAUCCAAAAGCAUGUCCCUGGACCUGGAAGUCAGUUGGUCAUUGGUUGUGAAAUCAAAGUAAACAUAAUAUUAAAGGAUGGGAUUGCUUUUUCCAUUAAAAAACCCCACAAAAAUACAGAAAAAAAAAUUCUUCCCUCCGAGGAAGUAGCUGAUAUAAACUCAAAAACUCUGAAUAAACAAGUUCAAACACUACAUGAUGUAAAAGAGGAGGAAAAAAAUAUACGUGUUUUGCUUGGCUCAUCAAAUUGUGGGCCAAUUUUUUAAAAAAUAUUUCUUGUUCACACUUUAUAUCACUGAAGCAAGUUCAGUUUUAAUGCUGUAAUACUACAAAGACAGAAAGAAAGCUAUGGCCUUUGCAUGACGUCAGCAACUGGCUGUUCUCUGUAGCUCAACUGGAAUUUUAAAGAGUAGACUUAAGAGCAUUUACAAUACUAAAAUGAGGACCAGAGCAACCUUAGUAUCUCAGGGCCAUAUGUCCCUUUUGAUGGGUUAGGGUUUAGACAGGAGCUGGUCAUACCCUCCAAAAACAAACAAAAACCCUCCCCCGACCCCUCAGAAACAAAAGUUGAAAAAGAAGAAAAUAACCAACAGAAGAUGAUGAAAUAUGAUGGAAAUAUUUUAAGUGCUUAUAGCUUUAAGUGCCAUUAAUACCAUCUUAUUUUGUAACUUUUUAAAUAAGUAUUUUGACUAAUUUAUUUGAUUUCUUUCUCUUUCAGUUUAUUUUCUUUAUUUGAUAUUUGCUCUAAAUCCCUUUCCUCAAUGGACUCCAAACACAAACUCUGUGUGUGUGUUGAGACAAUGAAACACAACCAAAAUGUGAGAGUUUUGUGUCUGUCGCUGUGACUGGACAUUUGAAUAUGGGAAGCACAUAUGUCUUCAGAUUUCAAAGUGAAUGUUAAGAGAAAAGACUGUGAAAUAAUUCAUGGGAAUUGCAAAGGCGUUCAGUCUAUGUAUGGUGCGUUGCUUGCCAUUACAAACCAGAGAUUUUUGCAUGCUGGAAACGAGACAUAAGUAAUUGCACAAUUUAUCCUCCCCAAACCUUCCUCUCCACAAAAUUCUCAAAUUGCCCAUCAUGCAAAGUGCUCCAAUUAUAACAGCAUUCCUUGUAGGUUUGCUGCUAAAGUAAAUGUGAGAUAGGCUCCAGACACAUUUUGAGUUUUGCUGCAUAUUCAUACUACCAAGGACUUCCCACUCAUGUGGGCAAAGUUUUUCAGAAGUGCAUGCCAAUAACUGUCUGCACGUAAAUGCAAACAAUUUUUUUGUUUACAUGUUCUGAGAUAUCAUGUGCAAAUGGCCACUUAAACAUGUGACAUUUGCAUACACUGUUACCCGAGCUGUGAAUAUGUAUGUGGUAAUUGCACAUGAAAAUGAUUAGUGUGAAUAUUUACCUAUGCAGCUGUUUGUGCACAAUUUGCAACUCUGAGCUCAAAGUCACUGCUGCAGGAGGCAAAAGGAACUCUGAGUAUGUUCUUUCCUUACGGAGUCAAAGCACCUGAAAAACUGUGUCCUAACUUAAAUUGGUUAUGAAAACCAGCUGUCCAAAAAUGAAGGAUGAAAAAUUACAGGGAGAGCGAGUAUAAAAUGGAUUUUGCUUUGUCCCCGAUGAAUCUGGUAAGGCUAGAUUCUGGCUUGUGUGGAGGAGCCAUGCUCUGUAGCCAGAGACCCCAGGAAGCAUUGUGGCUGGUUCAGCUGGGAUUGCUCCAAUUGUGGGCAUACCAAAGCAGGAGCUCUGCUACCCUCUGAAUGGGUACAGUAUGCACACCCUUCUUUAGCAGAUCAGUGCAGAGGGCAGAGGUACAUGGCCAUGCUCAAAUCCCAGACCUUUUCCACAGAGAGCAGGAUCUAUCUAAGGAAUGCAAGUGCUUGUGCCCGCUCCUCCCCCCACUCUGGUGGACACCAAAUAUGGCCCCUAAUCAGGAUUUUAAUAUGCACAAUACCACAUACUAACACAUACUUUGCUAUCUCAUUUUGAAAUAAGUGGUAUCAUACUGCGUUGGCUAUAUAGGCCCCACACAGAUAAAUCACGCAGGACUUUGUAUCUGGACCCAUUAAUAUUCAUGUUUUUUUCCGAUCUGGGGUUUUAUGAAAUUAGAAACUAGCUCCAAAAGUCAGAUCUGGGUUUGGAUUCCAGACAACGUUAAGGGAUAUCCAGAUCUGGUGUUUGGGUCCUUCUCUGAUUAAAGUGCUGUCUGGAAACACUAUUUGCACUUUAUUUGUUUGCUCUCCUGGAACUGAAGGAGGAUUCCCAAAGCUUAGAGUACAGUGGUAGUAAUUUGUGUUGCUUAGCCAGUGUAAAAAACCAUCCCCAGUCUGAUCACUCUCCUAAACCAUACUGUAUGGUCUACAGAAAAGCUCCCUGCGUAACUUCCCUGCUAAUAAGAUAUGAGUUACCCUAUGUCUACAGUGCACAACUUUUCUGGGAUACUGGAGGUAUCCCAGAAAAGCUACGCCGCG
This is a messenger RNA of Pelodiscus sinensis (Chinese soft-shelled turtle), 4699 nucleotides long. The record is from RefSeq and is a predicted model, not a curated record. Lineage: Eukaryota; Metazoa; Chordata; Testudines; Trionychidae.